This is a messenger RNA of Postia placenta MAD-698-R-SB12, 1317 nucleotides long. RefSeq lists its product as hypothetical. Gene Ontology annotation, molecular function: protein serine/threonine kinase activity; ATP binding. Gene Ontology annotation, biological process: protein phosphorylation; intracellular monoatomic cation homeostasis; intracellular signal transduction. The record is from RefSeq and is a predicted model, not a curated record. The transcript has 4 exons. Lineage: Eukaryota; Fungi; Basidiomycota; Agaricomycetes; Polyporales; Adustoporiaceae. The coding region runs from base 1 to 1317 and encodes 438 amino acids.
AUGUCCGCUGGUGUCUCAGGAGGGAAGCUUAGCGCUGCGUUACAGCCUUUCACAAAGACACCUUCCCUUUCCAAGACGCCUUCCAAGAAGGAGCCCAAGCCACAGCCGCCUCCGUCGACUGCACUGCGGAUAUCUCCCGCCUCGUCGACCGGCACUCCGGAGACCACUCCUACUGCUACGGCCCGUCCGAGCCAGUCGGCUUCUAGGCCACCGUCCAGACCUCCAUCAAGGCCCCCGUCCGUAAAAUCGCAGGACGGCGGGCAGAAGUUCACGCUGAAGGAUCUGCUCACAACUCCGCUCAGCCGCAAGUCGUCCGCGCGUUCUGUUGGUAGCAGCCGCAAGUCGGACUCAGAUCGUGACGCAAAGUCAACAACUGGAGAAAGCACAAUAAGCCUGCUGAAGAAAUACGGCGUCUGCGAGAAGGUGGCCAUUGGCAAGGGCGCUACGUCUGUGGUCCGCCUUGCGCAUAAGUGGGAUCGUUCGGAGGAAAAGCUCUACGCUGUCAAGGAAUUCCGGAAACGGAGAAAGAACGAGACGGAGAAAGAGUACGUCAAGAAGCUCACUGCCGAGUUCUGCAUCUCGUCAACGCUGCAUCACGUCAACAUCGUCGAGACCGUCGAUCUCGUCCAGGACGAGAAUCAGCACUGGUGCGAAGUCAUGGAGUUCUGCCCAGGCGGAGACCUCUACGCAGCGAUCAAGCGAGGGGGCAUGUCGCCGAGCGAGGUCGAGUGCUGCUUCAAGCAGAUCUUGACCGGCGUGCACUAUCUUCACAGCCAAGGUGUUGCCCAUCGUGACAUCAAGCCUGAGAAUCUGUUCUUCGACACGAAGGGCCACCUGAAGAUUGGUGACUAUGGCGCAUCGACCGUGUACCGACUCCCGUGGGAGACGACGGUACACAUGUCUACUGGGUUGUGUGGCAGUGAACCUUACAUUGCUCCAGAGCAAUUUUUGGGCAAACCCUACGACGCCCGCCUAGUCGAUAUCUGGGCCUGUGGUGUUGUGUAUUACUGUCUCCACUUCCAAGAACUCCCGUGGACGGUCGCCCAGUCAACGGACCAGCUCUUCGCUGCGUAUGUGUCUGCCUGCCAGACGCAGUCGUCAUGCCCGCCAACGAUCAACAACUUGUCGCCGCGCGCGUGUCGGCCUGUCAUCCGGCGGAUGCUGGAGCCCAACCCGAAGCAACGCGCGAUGAUCGACGAGCUCGUCGAGCACUCGUGGGUGAAGAGCAUCGAAGUCUGCCACGCGGUGCCGAAGCCAUCACACGUGCAUGUAAACGCGGCCGCGAUGGCGCAGGCCCAGGUGCAGGUCAUGCCGUGA